This is a messenger RNA of Pseudophryne corroboree (corroboree frog), 4676 nucleotides long. It is a transcript of the gene ISOC1, whose product is annotated as isochorismatase domain containing 1. Gene Ontology annotation, cellular component: cytoplasm. The transcript is spliced from 5 exons. Bases 186 to 1112 code for a protein of 308 amino acids. The record is from RefSeq and is a predicted model, not a curated record. Lineage: Eukaryota; Metazoa; Chordata; Amphibia; Anura; Myobatrachidae.
CAAUGUAAAGCGGCGGCCAGGGGAGGAGGCGGGGGCUGCUGCUGGCUGGGUGACAAUCUCUCUCCCGCCGCCACCGGGCUAUACUACGACCCGGGCUCCGCCCCGUCCUGAGAAGGGGGAGGUCAUAGCAGGCGCGGAGAACACCCAUUUCCCUGUCUUCGGCCCCACGGCAGUGACGGGGGAAGAUGGCAGAGCAGCCAGUGUGCGUCGCACAGGUUAACAGCUGCCCCGGCAGUCAGAGCAGUUGCAGCGGUGUCCCGGGCAGCAGCGCCGGCUGUAACAGCAGCACCGUGCCCGUUCUUUUCUGCUUCUCGGUGUUCGCCCGGCCCGCCUCCGUGCCCGGCGGCUCCGGCUAUGAAGUACUGAUCCAGAAGUUCCUCAGCCUGUACGGGGACCAGAUAGACAUGCAUCGGAAGUUCGUGGUGCAGCUCUUCGCAGAGGAGUGGGGCCAGUACAUAGAUCUUCCAAAAGGCUUCGUAGUCAGCGACAGGUGUAAGGUCCGCCUGGUGCCCCUGCAGAUCCAGCUGUCUACACUUGGAAAUCUUACCCCUGCCAGUACUGUGUUUUUCUGUUGUGACAUGCAAGAGCGGUUCAGACCUGCAAUCAAGUAUUUUGGAGAUAUUAUAAGUGUAGGACAAAGAUUGCUACAAGGUGCACGUAUUUUGGGAAUCCCAAUUAUUGUGACAGAACAGUAUCCUAAAGGGCUUGGGAGUACAGUGCAUGAACUAGACCUGUCGGGUGUGAAACUUGUGGUACCAAAAACAAAGUUCUCCAUGGUUUUACCGGAGGUUGAAGCAGCAUUAGCUGAAAUCGCUGGAGUUCGUAGUGUUGUACUAUUCGGUGUUGAGACUCAUGUUUGUAUUCAACAAACUGCUUUGGAUCUUAUUGGGCGAGGGGUGGAAGUUCAUAUUGUGGCAGAUGCGUCCUCUUCCCGAAGCAUGAUGGAUAGACUGUUUGCCUUAGAGCGUCUGGCAAGAAAUGGGAUUAUAAUUACCACAAGUGAGGCUGUACUACUACAGUUGGUUGCUGAUAAGGACCAUCCUAAAUUCAAAGAAAUUCAAAACCUUAUCAAAGCAAGUGCCCCGGAGUCAGGACUCCUUUCUAAAGUGUAACUGCAAAAUCUGACAUUAGAACUUGGAUUCCAUUUACUGGUGGUCUCUUCAGUGCAAGAUAAUUGCAGUUCUGCAUGAGUGUUCUUUGCAGUAAGCCAGUUCUUACUCCACUAUCUUCAUGGACACAGCUGUAAACUAAAUGAUUGUCUGCCUGUUUGUAAAAUCAAGUGAAUAAUUUGUACAUGUAGAUUCAUAUGGAAAAUAGUUUUUUUUUUUCAUAGAAAAGGUAUCUGGGGAUACUAGUUUAGGACUCUGCAAUCUCUUGUCUGUCCGUUUUGGAAUGAACUAUUACGCUUCACAGCCUAAUCUACUUUCUUCAAGCAUCUCUGCAACCAAUAGAGGCAGAUUCAGUAAGCCACAGGUUGAUCUGUACAAUCUCUUCCCCUGGGUAAAGUCUCCUGAGCUAUUCAAUUACAGAACCAGGAUCAGCCACAAGCCUGCACUUACCAUUAAUCACCUGAGGAUUGUGCAAGCAGAUAUGUGCUUCAACUGCAGCCUCUAGACUGUUUGCGGGUCUGCAAUUAAAUGGCUCUGGGCACUUUUACUUAGGGUAAAACACUGCGCUGAUCAACCUGCAGGUAUAAUUGACUAUAAUCUUGGAGUGCUGAAAUCUGUGGUUUUCUGUGAAAUGUGGAGACGCCUCACACUUCUAUAACAGUUACAGCACUUCCUGCGCAAUUUGGUGAGUGCCAGACACUCAUGUACAUUCACAUUCAAUCUAAACUCUCAUGUUUCGGCUGAAAGAUAUUUGACAUAACUUGGGCACUAUAAAUAUCCUAAAAUGAGAGUGCACCCAUUUCUUCUUCUGCCUGGGAGAAAGCGUGCUAGAUGUCCCCACACUGCUGAAAGGCGGCUAUGGAGACCGACUCCUUCCCCAUUUCUGGGAACCUCCCUUUUUUGUUUAGUCUCUAUGUAAAAUAUCCUUUUAUCUAAAACAUAACCGGACUUUACAGAGUUAUCAAAGCAUGUGUAAAAUAAGAUUUUUCACAAAGCAAAUGAAGUGUUUAUUGUGAACUAAAUGUUCAGCAUGCUACUUGUGAACUACAUAAACUAGAAAUGGAUUCAUACACAUGAAAUUCCAGUGAGUCCUAGCAAGUAUAUAUGCAAUGCUUUGUCACUUUAAGUGACUCGUUCAGUAUGAGAUUAUACAGAUGGAGCCUCGCUCAUCUAGGCUUCUCUGCUGCGCCUAGGUGCACCUAGGCUUAUUAGCAUAAACCUUUCAUCUAUUGUUCUCAGCUGCAAUACAAUUCAGAGGGAACAAUAAGUCAUUACAGCAGGGGAUUUAGUCUGACUGCCCUGGCUCAGUUAAUCCUAUUAAAGGGAUAGAUGAGGAGGGCUCCAUCUGUAUGUUGUACUGUACUAAGAGAGACUUAUGAAACUUGGAGAGAGAUGCAGUAUAGUGCUUACCAAUCAACUUCUGCCAUUUUUCAAAUGCAGCCAGUAACAUUAUAGUUAGAAGCUGCUGAUUGGUAAUUUAUCUCUCUUUACUUUAUCUCUCUCCAGACUGUAGGAAAAAUGCAGCCGAAAACUGACUUUUUCAGAAUUUGGCCGCUUGUCCAUUUGUACCAAGCUUGGGUGUGGUGGGGGCGUUACCAAAUAUAAACCUAUGGACUUCUUAUCCGGUUUUCUACUGAGAGAGAUUCAUUCAGAUCCCUCCCAGCACCCCCUGUGGUGCGUGCGUCACUGGAAGUCCUAUCGCAAAGGACUGCUCUCAUCGGGAAUGCUGUCCUUUGCGAUGUACAUCGCAUUUGUAAGUACAUACACGAAGAGUAUGUACGCGAUGUGUAGCGAGAUGUACUGCUGCUUAGUACAUCCCACCCUCCAAGCUUUGAUAAAUUCAGCCCUAAGUGCAGUAAGUUAUAGGGUUAGCUCCAAUGUAGGAAGAUGUAAAUAUUCAGCUUCACUUUUACUUCUCAACAAAGCUGUAAUGGAAAGUCUGUAAUAUUAGGGGCGGGUGGGGAAGGGGGGACGUCAAAAUACCGACAGCUGAAUUCAGACACUCAAAAUUCUGACUGAUCCUGCCGUACGGGACGGUUAGGUUGCAGAAGGGGUGGGAUAGGGUUUACCAGGAUUCAUCUGGUAGCCACUGUUGGCAUCCUAACCAUCUGGGUCCUGAGCGUCAUGAUUUCGUACCCAACCUGUGGGGAUUGCAGCAAAGACUACUACUGAGGAGAUUAGUCUACAUUCCCGAUACAGGUGUAACAGCAGUUAUGUCUAUGCUUCAAUAAAUAUUUUUGCAUUACAUUUUAAAAAGGCCAUUAUGUUUACUGUAUUUCCUCUUGAUCCAGAAAUAGGCAAAAUUAUUGUUAAUUUUAUCGUCAAACUCAUAAAUUGCAGAAUUUAAAACUGCUUUAUAUUGCGAAAAGGCCUAUUUUAUGGUAUUUAGUGUACUGGAAGGAAGUGUACUCACGAUCUUAUGAGCUAUAUUUAGGGUAAAGUUAAUCACUGUAAGGAAGGAGGGAUGAGAAUAGAAAAACGGUAAUCCCUUAACUAGCAAUCCAACAUUUGGAUCUUUUUAAUGAUUUGUUACAUGGAUAUUACAAAAGUACAGAUAUAUGUAUAAUGUAGAAACAGAAAAACAAUACUAAAUACUUUUCAGGAUGUUUGUCUCCACUAAAACAAAUUUACUCAAGUCUACUUUGUGAUUUACUAUUGUAGAAGCAAGGGCGAGUCAUCAGACAGCAUUUAAAGGGGGUCAUUCCGAGUUGAUCGCUAGCUGCCGUUGUUCGCAGCGCAGCGAUCAGGCUAAAAAUCAGCCAAUGGCCCUCAUUCCGAGUUGAUCGCUCGCUAGCUGCUUUUAGCAGCAGUACAAACGCUAAGCCGCCACCCUCUGGGAGUGUAUCUUAGCUUAGCAGAAGUGCGAACGGAAGGAUCGCAGCGCUGCUACAAAAAAAAUUGUGCAGUUUCAGAGUAACUGCAGACCUACUCCUACCUUGCGAUCACUUCAGACUAUUUAGUUCCUGUUUUGACGUCGCAAACACGCCCUGCGUUCGGCCAGCCAGUCCCCUGUUUCUCCAGCCACUCCUGCGUUUUUAUCUGGCAUGCCUGCGUUUUUUCACACACUCCCCGAAAAUGGCCAGUUACCACCCAGAAACACCCACUUCCUGUCAAUCACUCAACGGUCAGCAGUGCAACUGAAAAGCGUUGCUAGACCUUGUGUAAAACUGCAUCGGCUUUUGUGAAAGUACGUCGCGCGUGCGCACUGCGCCCCAUACGCAUGCGCAGAAUUGUUGAUUUUUAGCCUGAUCGCUGCGCUGCAAACCGGCAGCUAGCGAUCAACUCAGAAUGACCCCCAAUGUCUCAUCCAAUAGCAAAGACUGUGCGCUUACAUUUGAAUCACCAAUGCUAAAAUAUUUUCUAUAUUCAAUGUUUUAUCACGUCAACACAGUGACUUCAAAUAAGGUGCCUGCGUGUUCUAUACGGUACCUUCGUUGGAAUACAUCUAUAAAAUGUGCAGUUUUUAUUGUGUGUACAUCUUUCUAGAUUGUACUCUGUAUUUUUAUGUUUCCAUUUUGGUCAAUCCUUGGUAAAUAAAAUGUGACAUUUUUUUCCAUUUGUAUAUUA